GAUGAAAAAUGAUGCGCUAGGAUUCAAAUUCAUCUGAAACUAUCUAUCGUUUCUUGAACAUUGGAGUAACUGAAGAAUGUGUGCUGCCACUAGCUGAAUAUUAAUCAAACUCGGCACGGAAGACAAGAAGUUUCCCAGAAGAAAACGAUUUCAUGCUUAACAGACACUGUAAAGAUCACGCAGGAAAGAUGUGCUCAACGAAAUUCGAAAUGAUGGUGGAAAAUUUUGUGCGGUCGGGAAAAAUCGUGAAAAACUCUUCGCGCGAAGAAAGUGGACAGCCGUUCAAAGAAAUUUUACUCCGGAAUUUCUUUUUUAUAUGACCUUACAGUGUUGAAAAGUAAUCACGAUUGCAGAAGAAACCUCGCAGCAAAAAGUACACGUCAUUAACUUGAAAUGAAGUACCGAUUUUACGUUUCACACACUGAUGUAAAAACUACCCGCAUAAGUACUUCAAAUCGCUCAAAGCUGCAGUGAAGGGUCGUUAAUAUUCCAUUCAAUUUAACUCGCGGUUUUAACGUAAACAAUAUGCGGGAAUACAAUUUAAAAAUCUUCCUUGUGGAAACGUGAAACGUCGCGUAGUGUUCGAUGGGCGAAGUGAAUUCGGGUCGCGUGGGCUUGUGCAAAAGCGAGUGAAUUUGUCGGAUUCUCCGGUCGGAAGAUGGGUUGCCCGGGGGCGGAAAUCCCUACCGGGUCCGGGGUGGGGCUUUGAAGCUUGAGCUUGCGAGCUUUGAGCUUUGAGCCCGUCGGAAUGUGAGGCUCGUCGGACGGUGUGAACUUAUGAGAAUCGCGCGCGAUGGCCGAGCCGCUCAUGAGCCUGGGGAAAGAAAAGUGGAUCCUGAACCUCCUGUGUCGCCUCAUCUACACGACCUUCACGACGACCUCGGACAGGAUGAACCAGCUCGAGUGCUCCUUCGUCCACCAGACGAACCGGUUCGUCUACCGCAACACCAACGACUCCAACCUCCUCGACCUCUUCGGGGAGCUGUCCCCGCCGUCGGACCUCAACUCCUCAGAGAUCUACGAUGAUCGGACGUUUCUCGAUAACAGCACCCUCACCGACGCCCUCAUCAACUCGCUCGACAGCGACGUGAACAGUGUCCGGAACGCUAGUUUCCUCUUCGAGUGUUCGGACCCGGAUAGCGGGGAUGAGCUGGUCUGCGGCCAGGACCUCCGCGUUAACAUAUCAUACUUCAAGAGGCAUUUAGUGAGGACGACGCCGUUUCGGUUCCAAGUGGUCAUUUCGGCUCGGAUACACUCGGGCUUCCUCCUCAACGCGAGUAACUUGUUCAUGCACUGCGGGGAGAACACUUCCGCAUCCGACGGCUUCUUCACGUGUUACCUCGAGGUGGAGAGGCCUGUGCGGGAAGUCGCGGACGAAGAUGAGAGUGGGGUGGUGGCGCCCAAGUACGGUUGGUACUUCUUGGUCGUCAUCGUCUUCAUAGUGGCCGGCGGCGUGGGCAACAUCCUCGUUUGCUUGGCCGUCUGUCUCGACAAGCGGCUCCAGAACGUCACCAACUACUUCCUCCUGUCGCUGGCCAUCGCUGAUCUCCUCGUCAGCUUGUUCGUCAUGCCGCUAGGUGCCAUACCGGGAUUCUUCGGUUACUGGCCGCUGAACAUUGUCUGGUGCAACGUGUACGUGACUUGCGACGUGCUGGCGUGUUCGGCGUCGAUCAUGCACAUGUGCUGCAUCAGUCUGGGCCGCUACCUCGGCAUUCGGAACCCUCUAAAGACGAGGCACACCUACUCCACCAAACGCCUCGUCGGCAUCAAGAUCUCCCUCGUCUGGGUUCUCUCCCUCUGCGUCAGCGGCUCUGUCACAUAUUUAGGGGUUUCAAAUCCGAGCAACAUAAUGCCCGACGAUCGAGAAUGCGUUAUCAACAAUCGUGCAUUCUUUGUUUUCGGCUCAUUAGUGGCGUUCUACAUUCCAAUGCUCAUCAUGGUAGUUACUUACGCACUCACAGUGCAAUUACUCCGGAAAAAGGCUCGAUUUCUUGAGACCCAUCCAGGAGGGGAGUCUGAGCCGGUGUUCCGGCGGCUUGGAGGCCGUUACUGCAAACCAAAAGGUGGUGGAAGGGCGACCACUCCGACCUCUGACACCUACGCAGCAGCACCAAAGAGUCGAAAAACCUUCGGCCUCACAGCAGGAAAACUUUUCCGUCCCUCGACACUUUUUGAUAGGCAAUCAAACAACGUUCAGAUCGUAAGUUCCUCUCAGUCGCAACUGAACUUCGUCAACGGCGGGAGCAACGUAUCGGAGAGCGGAUCCAAAUCCGGCGUUCCGGUGGUUCCGACCGUCGACGCCAGCGUCUGUGACCGGGAGACCCAAACGCCCGACAACAUAGCUCGCGAGACGAGGAACUUCAGACUGAAAACACUAAGACUGCAACUCAACGUCACACCUUCCACUUUAAAUUUAAGGUUUCUGGCGAACCGAAACAAACGGCAGAACUUGGCUGCGGCGAACGCUGUGCGGACGGAGCAGAAGGCGUCCAAGGUGCUGGGUCUUGUCUUUUUCACGUUUGUCCUCUGUUGGGCGCCUUUCUUCUCUCUCAACAUCCUUUUCGCUAUCUGUCCCAAACCAAACUGCCAAGUGCCCGACCACGUCGUCAGCAUCUGCCUCUGGCUUGGAUACGUAUCGUCCACUAUCAACCCCAUUAUCUACACAAUUUUUAAUCGAACUUUCCGCGCAGCAUUCAUCAGGUUACUGCAGUGCAAGUGUCAAAAGCUCUCGAGGCCGCCCAGGUAUCGGUCGGUGAACGAGAACAGGAACUCUGCGACGACGCCGGCCGGGGCCGUAGGCAGCGCCGCGACGCUUCCGAUCUCGUUGUCCAUGCAAGGGACGCCGCUCCUCCAGACGCCUUCCACCACCUCGCACUCCUCGUACCUUGCUCGCAAUUGCUAUCCUGAUAGUUUCAGUGUUCAGGAAGAGACCGAAGAAGAGUAAUCCUCCUCAGUGGCGUGGCGCGUUUUGUGAUACAUCGAUUGAUCUGCCAUUUAAACCUGUGGAAAACUAGAUCGUACCUGUAUACUUAGAGUAUAGACAGAUGUGAAGCUCCGAAAAUCCAUCAGGCCUUCACCGAUGUCUCCGUGAAUAAAGUUAGGGCCCAGAAAUGCAGCCAACUUAUGAA
Molecule: messenger RNA, 3128 nt
Organism: Bemisia tabaci
Lineage: Eukaryota; Metazoa; Arthropoda; Insecta; Hemiptera; Aleyrodidae
Source: RefSeq, a predicted model, not a curated record